AUGGAAUUCGGAUCACCCCAAGAGCCUCCGUCGAAGAAGCGAAGAUUUUUCAAGGAACCAGCGGACGGGGAGUCCUCGGAUUUGGUCGGGUUGGGCCCGAAUGUUGGCAGCUCGCCACGAGACAAGCGGCCCUUCAAAGAUGAGACUGAUGCUCGUACUGCCUUGGCCGAGAUUCCCGAAAAUGGCACAACAGCAGAUCGAGCUGCAGCAUUGCAGAACGAUCCGGAUGCGAAGGUCUUGCCUUCCUCAGUAACGUUCGACCAGGAAAUGUUUGAAAGUUUCGUUGGUGAGCCUGUUCGCCCCGAAAUACUCGCCCUUAUUCAGGAUAAAUGCGGAGACAACAUCGAGCGAGCAGUCAACAUGUAUCUCGAUGGCGCAUACAAGAAUAAUCAUGAUUCCUCUCGCUUUGGAGUUAUGAAUAAAUCGCCGGCUGCCAGUUCAUGUCGAGGGGGUCUGGUGGCGGAACCACCAGGACACGUGGCUCCCGUUGCUCGGUCGAAGAUUCCUCGUUCCCGAUAUAUAGGCGCCUUCGGAGUCGAAGGCUGGGCAACUCGAAGCGGAUCCAACAUCAUAAAGCACGGAGAUGUCAUCAAAAUUGAACGUCAGAAGAUACAGCCGCCCAAGCCGCCCAAGAUUCAGGGUCAGCUCAAAGGGCCCAACACUCCUGUGCGGAACAACACAGCUGCAUCACGGCGAGUUGACGUAAUAGUUCGAUUCACAACUCGGGCUGGAAUGGAAAUCGGGCGGCUCGCCAAGGAUACGGCGAACUGGGUGUCGACUUUAAUUGACCAAAAGGUGUGCACCUUCGAAGGGACCUGUGUGUAUGCGCCCGAUCGGCUUCGAACCAACGACACCAUCUUCAUUCAACUGCGUUGUUCGCUGUUGAGCUCGGCGUUUGACAGCAGGAACUUUCAACUUCCAGAUGUUAGGCCGGGCGGCACCUACUUCUCUGAACAGAGCGAAACGGCGGAUGAGAAGGAGCUGAGGCUGCGCCAGAUCGCUCUCGUAAGGUUGCUUCAAGAGAUUAACCUGCAACCAACCUUGGCAAAUUCUGCGACAAAGGAUUCGCGGACGGGGCUUCUCAAGGCCGCCGAAAUGGACGAGCUGAAGCAGAAAGAAGCGACGAAAGCGACGGCGACGACGACGACAAACGGAAAGGACACAGGAUCCCCACCCCAUGGUUCCGAUUCCGAGGAAGGCGAAGAGCUUGAGCAAGACCAACUUGACGCACUGUACAGAAAAGCGCAAUGUUUCGACUUCAACACACCGGAAGCGGAGCCUGCGGACACAUUCAACAUGAUUCUUCGGCCGUACCAGAAACAGUCGCUUCACUGGAUGAUUGCCAAAGAAAGGGACGAGCGAAGCAACCGAGAGCCUUCCAUGCACCCUCUGUGGGAAGAAUACAUUUGGCCGGUGAAGGAUGUGGACGACAAGGACUUGCCCGAUGUCGAGGGCCAGUCCAAAUUCUACGUCAACCCAUACUCUGGCGAACUAUCGCUCGACUUCCCGGUUCAAGAACAGCACUGCCAAGGAGGCAUCUUGGCAGACGAAAUGGGCUUGGGCAAGACGAUCCAGAUGCUUAGCUUGAUUCAUUCUCACAAGUCCAAGAUCAGUCGCAAGUCGGCCCAGAGCUCUGGGCUUGGUGGUAGGAACCAGCUGGCAAGACUGACCGGUAACUCUGCCAGUGUCCUUGAUGCACCUCAUACUACGCUGGUCGUCGCUCCCAUGUCCCUUCUCGCGCAGUGGCAAAGUGAGGCUGAGAAGGCGUCGAAGCAAGGGACGAUGAAGAUCGAGCUGUACUAUGGCAACGAAAAGGCAGGUAAUCUGCAGGCGAUGUGCUGCAAUGCAAACGCAUCCUCGGCUCCUGACCUGGUCAUCACGAGUUAUGGCGUUGUACUAUCCGAGUUCAGUAACAUAGCCUCCAGGAAGGGCAGCAAGUCGGUGCACGAUGGGCUGUUCUCGUUGAAUUUCUUCAGAGUCAUUCUUGACGAGGCGCAUCAUAUCAAAAACAGGGCAUCGAAAACGGCGCGAGCGUGCUACGAAAUCUCGGCAGACCACCGCUGGGUGUUAACCGGAACACCGAUCGUCAACCGGCUGGAGGACCUGUUUAGCCUGGUCAAGUUCCUCGGGGUGACGCCUUGGAACAACUUUUCGUUCUGGAAGACCUUCAUCACUGUGCCGUUCGAGUCCGGGGACUUUAUGCGAGCGUUGGACGUGGUGCAAACCGUUCUGGAGCCCCUAGUGAUGCGACGAACCAAAGAUAUGAAGAUGCCUGACGGGCGGCCUCUCGUAUCCCUUCCGCCAAAGAAAAUUGACAUUGUCGACGUUGAGCUGUCGCAGGAGGAACGAGUGGUGUACGACUACAUCUUUACCAAGGCAAAGAGAACGUUUACCAAGAACAUGGAAGCCGGCACGGUCAUGAAGGCCUUUACGACGAUAUUUGCACAAAUUUUGCGGCUACGUCAAUCCUGCUGCCACCCCGUACUGGUCCGUAAGAAGGACAUUGUUGCCGACGAAAUCGAAGCCGGGGCGGCAGCAGAUGCGGCGGCUGGGCUGGCGGACGACAUGGAUCUCGAGUCCCUCAUUGCGCAGUUUACGGCGACGACGGACGAGGCUGCUAAGGAAAACAACGCGUUUGGUGCGCACGCACUGGAUGAAAUCCGGCAAGAGUCGGAGAAGGAAUGCCCUUUCUGCCUUGAAGAGCCGAUGAAGGAGCAGCUGGUGACGGGGUGUUGGCAUUCGGCCUGUCGGAAGUGCCUUCUCGACUUCAUCAAGCACGAGAGCGAUCGUGGCGUGGUUCCCAGGUGCUUCCACUGCCGCGAGCCGCUGGUCAAGAGAGACUUGUUCGAGGUUGUGAGGCAUGACGACGACCCUGAUGCCUUUUCCAAAUCACGCAUCAGCCUCCAGCGACUAGGCGUCAACCACUCGUCGGCCAAGGUGGCGGCCCUGAUACAGCACCUGCGGGCGCUGCGACGGGAUCAUCCGAAAAUGAAGUCGGUGAUUUUCUCCCAGUUCACUUCGUUCCUGUCGCUCAUCGAGCCAGCCUUGACGCGGCACAACAUCAGGUUCCUGCGUUUGGACGGAAGCAUGGCGCAGAGGGCACGGGCGGCCGUGCUGGAGGAGUUCUCGGAGAAGAUGGGCUUUACGGUUUUGCUGAUCAGCCUGCGCGCCGGCGGCGUGGGCUUGAACUUGACGAGCGCCGGUCGGGUAUUCAUGAUGGACCCUUGGUGGAGUUUUGCCGUCGAAGCGCAGGCAAUCGACCGGGUCCAUCGGUUGGGACAGGAGGGCGAGGUUGUGGUCAAGCGGUUCAUCGUCAAGGGAAGCGUGGAGGAGAGGAUGCUCAAGAUCCAGGACAGGAAGAAGUUUAUAGCCACUUCAUUGGGGAUGAUGAGCGACGAGGAGAAGAAGCUGCAGCGGAUCGAAGAUAUCAAGGAGCUGUUGAGCUUUGACGACGGGAAACGGGUACAAGGCAGUCAGUCGUAA
Messenger RNA from Drechmeria coniospora, 3483 nucleotides. RefSeq names its product SNF2 superfamily RAD5 protein. Gene Ontology annotation, molecular function: nucleic acid binding; ATP-dependent chromatin remodeler activity; ATP binding. The record is from RefSeq and is a predicted model, not a curated record. Lineage: Eukaryota; Fungi; Ascomycota; Sordariomycetes; Hypocreales; Ophiocordycipitaceae. Bases 1 to 3483 code for a protein of 1160 amino acids. The transcript is spliced from 2 exons.